UUUCAGCGUUCCAAAAUAUUCCACUGAGCGUGCGCGUGCAUGUGCAAGGCGUGAGUGAGCGUGCACGCGAAAUGGGCCACGCACGAUGACGACGACGACGACGACGACGACGAGGCAGGAGGAGCCCCCGACCCAGCACCCCCAAAACGAAAUGUCCGCCAGCAGCCCCAGAAAAGGCGUCGCGAGCCGGCCCCUGCGAUUGACGGGUUAGCCGCGUAAGGGAGCGGCCGAGCGGGGACAGGGCGAAGGAGCUCCGGAGCGCAAUCGCCAGCAGCGCUUUCGCUCUUCUCAUCCGACUUUCGGACGGACGAAGGAGAAGAAGACGGGGAACGGCAGCGGCGGCCGCGGCCACACCGGCCUUCCACGCUCGGAGCCCGGCUAGCGGGACCGCCGCUCCCCCCGCCGAAGGGCCGACGCCCCCAUGGAGUCGUCGGACGACGACACCCUCAGCGAGCGCUCGUGCGUCAGCGAGCCGUCCUUCCGCAGCGAGCGCUCGGGGGGCUCGCUUUCGCCGUGCGCCUCGUCGCUGCACGCCGGGCCGCCGGGGGACACGCUGCCCUGGAACCUGUCCAAGCACGAGCGGCGCAAGCGCAGGAGCCAGGACUCGGUGCUGGACCCCGCCGAGAGGGCGGUGGUCCGCGUGGCAGACGAGCGCGACAGAGUGCAGAAGAAGACCUUCACAAAGUGGGUCAACAAGCACCUCAUCAAGGUGAGGAAGCACAUCGCCGACCUCUACGAGGACCUGCGUGACGGGCACAACCUCAUCUCCUUGCUGGAGGUUCUCUCUGGCGUCACCCUGCGACCCAGAAGCAUCCCCUUCCUGAAAAGGGCGUACGCCGCACGCGCGCCUCCUCUCAUCCCGCUGGCGGUGGAGGAUGAGGAUGAUGAGGAGGAGGAGGAAGGAGCUCAGGGACCCAGAGAGAAGGGCCGCAUGAGAUUCCAUCGACUGCAAAAUGUCCAAAUAGCUCUGGACUUCCUUAAACAAAGACAAGUCAAACUCGUCAACAUCCGCAACGAUGACAUCACCGACGGGAACCCCAAGCUUACGCUGGGGCUCAUCUGGACCAUCAUCCUCCACUUCCAGAUUUCCGAGAUCUACGUGUGCGGCGAGUCGGGCGACCUCACCGCCAAGGAGAAGCUGCUGCUUUGGAGCCAGCAGGCCACCGAAGGCUACCCGGGCCUCCGCUGCGUCAACUUCACCUCGUCGUGGAGCGACGGCCGCGUGUUCAACGCCCUGCUGCACAGAUACAGACCCGACCUGAUCAACAUGGAGGCGGUGUCGCAGCAGAGCAACCGUGAGAACCUCGAGCAGGCCUUCGAGAUCGCCGAGUCGCUCGGGGUGACCAGACUGCUGGACGCCGAGGACGUUGACGUCCCGGCACCUGACGAGAAGUCCGUCAUCACGUACGUCUCGUCCAUCUACGACGCCUUCCCCAAAAUCCCAGAGGGCGGCGAAGGCAUCGCCGCACACGAGGUGGACCAGCGCUGGUCCGAGUAUCAGUCCAGGUUCUCGUCUCUGCUCCAGUGGAGCCGCCGGCAAGCGGCCGUCAUGGCCAACAAGAACUUCCCGCAGAAUCCAGUCGAACUCAAGGCACUUUACAACGAGUACGUCCACUUGAAGGAGACGGAGAUUCCUGCCAAAGAGCUGGAAAAAAGUCACGUGGCGCACCUCUACAAACUUCUGGAGGUGUGGAUGGAGUUCGGCCGCUUGAAGCUUCCUCAGGGCCUCCACCCCAACGACCUGGAAGAGGAGUGGGGCCGACUCAUCCUGGAGAUGCUGGACAGGGAGAAGGUUCUCCGACCCGCCGUGGACAGACUGGAGUUGCUGCUCCAGAGAGCGAACAAGUUUCAGAAGCUCGCCCUGGACUGCGAGGAGAAGCUCACCUUGGCCAAGAACACGCUUCAAGCCGACGCGUCGCGGGCGGAGAGCGGCGAGGCGCUGCGGUGCGAGAGCGAGCUGGCCUGCUACCUGCGCGACUGCGAGGCGCUGGUGGCGCAAACGCAGCAGGAGCUCACCGUCCUCCGGGACGACAAAUAUUACCAAGUGGAGCAGCUGGCGUUCAGAGCUUCGUGCCUCCGGGAGGAGCUGGCGUCUCUCCGUCUGGAAUGUUCCGGCCUGUACGGGAAGGGUCGCUUCGACUCGUCCGCGGGGGGCCCGCGCCGACCCGCCGAGGGCCCCGGCCUCUCGGCGGGCCCGCGCCGCCUCCCGGCCCGCUCCCCGCUGGUGGCCGCGUCGUCGUCCGAGGACGAGGGCGGGCUGAGGUUCAUCUACGAGCUUCUGGGAUGGGCGGAGGAGACGCAGGAGCUCACGGAAGCUGCGGAAUGGGGAGCCGACCUUCCGUCGGUGGAGAAGAACCUGCGGGAACAGGAGCGCGCGCACGCGGCCGCGGAGGAGCUGGCCGGCGGCCUGCGCGAGGCUCGCGACUACGAGGCCAAAGUGUCGAGCGACUACAGGAGCAACUACUCUGAGGCGCUGGCCCAGCUGGAGCGGCAGUACGGCAAACUACUCGAGCGCUCGUCGUGGCGCCUGCGCAGCCUGGAGAGUCUGUUCGCGUUCGUGCGCGAGUGCACCGAGGAGCUGAUCUGGCUGAACGAGCGCGAGGAGGACGAGAUCGCCUUCGACUGGAGCCACAACAACAGCGACAUGGACGCCAAGCGCGAGUUGCACAGCGAGUUGCGACGCGAGCUGGACCACAAACGCGGCGUGAUGCGCUCCCUCCAGGAAACGGCGCGGCGCCUGUGUCAGGAAGAGCAUCCCGCCAAGCAGACUGUGGAGGCGUACGGCGCCGCGCUGCAGACGCAGUGGCGGUGGGUGGAGCAGCUGUGCGUGUGCGUGGAGCAGCACCUGAACGACAACACGCCGUACUUCCGCUUCAUGAGCGACGCGCGCGACUGCGAGUCGUACCUGCGGCAGCUGCUGGAGAGCAUCAGGAGGAAGUACGCCUGUGACCGGAACAGCCGCCUCAGCAGGCUGGAGGACCUGCUGCAGGACUCCAUGGAGGAGAAGGAGCAGCUGAUCGAGCAGCGCGGCAAAGUCGCCAGCCUGGUGAGCCGCGCCAAGACGCUGGUGCAGCUGCGCCCCCGCUGCGCCGACUGCCCCCUGGUGGCGGCCACGCCCGUCCGCGCCGUCUGCGACUACAAACAAAUAGAGAUCACGAUAACGCGCGGCGACGAGUGCGUGCUGGAGGACAACGGGCAGCGCAGCAUGUGGAAGGUGAUCAGCCCGACGGGCAACGAAGCCACGGUGCCCUCCGUCUGCUUCACCGUGCCGCCGCCCAAUCGGGAGGCCGUGGAUGCCGCCGGCAGGACGGAGCAGUUGUACCAGCAGGCGAUGUCGUCGUGGCACCAGCUGCACGUCGACAUGAAGAGCGUCGUCUCCUGGCACUACCUCCUCAAAGACCUCGACGCCGUCUCCCAGUGCGACCUGGACACGGUCCGCAACCGGUCGCCGUCGGAGCGCCAGCGGGUCGUGGACCACCUGGACUCCCGUCUGUCCGACUUCCUGUCCGACAGCAGAGAGAGUUCGCUGUUCGCGCCGGCCGAGCGGAGCCAGCUGGAGGCGGACGUGCGGCGGGCCCGGCAGCGCUGCCGCGACCUUCUGCUCGACGUGGAGAGCGAGGAGAAAGACGAGGCGGCGUGUCGCUCGUUGGUGUCGGAGCUGCAGAACGUCGGCCUGCGACUCGACGAGUCCGAGCGCGGCUUGAUCGGCGCCAUUCAGACGGCCGGUCGGCCGGCCGACGACAGCGCGGAAAACGCCGUCAGGAUAGCCGAGCAGGAGAAGCUGAUGUCUGAGCUGGACGCGCUUCGCUCCGGCUCGGGCGACGUGUCUCGGCGCUGCGUGGCCUUCUUGGAGGACAAGGCGGCGGCGUCGGGCGUGGCCGCGCUGCGCUCGGAGCUCAACCGGACCGUGGAGAAGACGGACAAGCUGCACCACCUCUCGUCCGUUUUCCUGCAAAAAUUAAAAACGGUGGACGUGCUGCUGCGCUGCCUGGAGGAGGCGGAGAGUCACGUCGGCAAGUACGAGAGCAGGCUGAGCGAGGAGGACGUCCUUCCGGCGGACACGGCGGCCAUUCGGAGGCUCAGAGAUCAAUUGGGGACGUGGCAACGCGAGCUGUCCGAGCGGGAGGUCGUCUUCCGGUCCCUGCGGUCGGACGUCCUGCGGGCCGACGAGGCGGCGUCCCGGCUCGCCGUGCUGCGCCCGGACCGCGGCGUCGAGCCGCAGCGCUGCCGGGAACGAGCCGAUCGGGCGGCGGAGCGCUGGGAGGCUGUCAAGAAGCAGAUGGAAACGCGGCGGGCAGAGCUGGAGGGGAUCGCUCGGGUUCUGCAGCAGUACAGAGCCGGCCGCUCGGAGCUGACGGCGUGGAUCGACGAGACCGCGCGGCGGCAGGAGAACGCGCCGGCCGGCGACGCCGACAGCAAGACGCUCUCGGAGCAGCUGGCGCAGCAGACGGCUUUGGUCACCGAGAUCGAAGAAAACCAGAGCAAACUCGACGAGUGCCAGAUUCACUCCAAACGAUACUGCGCCUCCGUCAAGGACUACGAGCUUCAGCUGAUGACCUUCAGAGCCUUCGUGGAAUCCACGCACAAGUCGGCGGUCAAGAGGAGGAGGACGCACUCUUCCUCCGACGCCGUCGCCCAAGAGUUCAUGGACCUGCGCACGCGCUACACGGCCUUGGUCACGCUGACAACGCAGCACGUCAAAUACAUCAGCGACGCCCUCAGGCGACUCGAAGAAGAAGAGAAAGAGACGGAGGAGGAGAAGCAGGCCCGAGCGGGUCAGGUGUCGGACCUGCUGGCUUGGAUCGGAGGCCUCCGGGGUCGGGCCGCCGAGUCGUCGCUCGCUGCGCAACAGGCCACCAACGAGCAACUGGCCGCCAAGAAAGACGACGUGGCCGAAGCCGUCAGGAGCGCGCGGGUCUUCCUCCUCUCCAAACGGGCCGCCAAGCUGUCGACGGACGAGCGCGCCCUCGCGGAGGCGCAGCUGGACCGGCUGACGUCCGCCUACCGCGAUGCGUGCGAGGCCUCCGCGCGGCAGAUGCGGCAACUGGCCAGGGAGGAGGAGAGGAAGAUUCCACGCUGCAUCGCCGGCGUGAUCGACCUGGGAAGCGUGGAAACCUUCCCGGUGUUCCAAGCUGCCCAGCGGGGUCUGAUCGACCGGGACACGGGUCGAGUACUGCUGGAGGCCCAACUCGUCACCACGGGGAGGCUCCUCUCUCCCGACGCCCCCCUCGGGCUCUCCCUGGAUCAAAGUCUCACGGGAGGCUCGAUCGACACGGACAGCAGAGGCAAAGUUAAGACUUUUGGCAGUUUCACCACACAAAAUGAUGUGGUCAAAGCGUUGACUUUGACGCAAAAACAGAUUACUGACAGACAAACUGAGGCAGAAGUAGGAACUUCCAGUAGAGUCACACAAAACAAAGACUUUAAGUCUAGGAGCACAAAAGGACAACGAGACAGUGAUGAAGCUAAACCUGAAUCCUUGGCAAUUGUUGGGAUUCAUUUAGACGGAUCAUCAGAAACUGUAGUAGAUAAAAGCAUAAGAGAUGAAGAGAGAGGACUAUCUCGUCUUGAAAGUUCAACAGAAAAGCUCAAAAGUCUUGAAGAGAAAUCUAAAAGGGUCACAAACGACGAAGUUGCAGCUGAAUCCAAAGUUUUACAGACAGCGCUUGAGUCAGAAAAUAUUGAAAACAUUUUACUAGGUUCUAUAAAUGAAGAUUGCGAUUUCAAACAUUUGCGGAAACCUGACGGGGUUGAAUCCGAGGAGCUAAAUCAGGAAGUCUCAAAGUUGGACAAACCUGUGGUUGAUAUCCCUGAAUCUGCAUCUGGGGAGGAGGAUGCUGAACUGUCAAGGUUGGUCUCUGACCUCACUAAGGGUGGUCUGAUGAUGGAAGACGGGGAAAUGUUGCUCCCAGAUGAAGCGGUCGCUCGGGGCAUCCUUCCCGGUCACACUGCGGUCAAAUCAAUGGCUCGCGUAGGAUUGUUUGGUGGUUUCCUCGACCGUAGAAGCGGUGAGUCGCUGAGCAUAGAUGACGUCAUGCGGGAAGGCUUACUAGAUGAGGAUCUGAUGUGGCGUGUCCUGAAGUCGGAUAAAACACUUGCAGGGAUCGUGGAUGUGGCGAAAAAUCAGAUCUGUGGGGUGAGGGAGGCAGCUCAGGCUGGUUUGAUUGAUGCCAACACUGCAACUCGAUUGCUCGAAGCCCAGGUGGCGUCUGGAGGUAUUGUAGAUCUCCGCAGGGAUAAGAAAGUCUCUGUCAUUUUAGCGUCAAACCUUGGGCUGAUAGAGGAAGCUCAAAGAGAACAACUAGUAGCACUAGAGAGGGCCUACAAAGGAAAGGUGACCGGGACUGAAGUAGCCCUCGCUAAAGCCAGUUUACAGCUACAGAUGGAAGGUGUUAUUGACCCAGAGACUGCGUGUCCUGUUCCUCUUGACCAAGCCAUUGCGAAGCGCUUAAUAAACCCCAAACAUGCAUAUCAGGUGUUGCUCAGACAGGUAGCCGAGGGCGCCAUAAUCCAUCACGCUUCAGGAAUGAGGCUGUCGGUGUCCGAUGCUGUAGGGAGAGGUCUCGUCGAUCGAUCCCUCGCUCCUGGCUUGGAGGAGAUGGAGUGGGCUUACCAAGGAAAAGGCAGCUCCUCAAACACGGAGGCUGCGGCUUUACAAUUAUCAACUGGAGCAAUUUUUGACCACCACGCUGGCUGUAAAGUCACAUUGAGCCAGGCUGUUGCUCGGGGUCUUCUGGACGAGGAUGUUGGAAGCGAAGCCAUGGCUACAGGUGCAGCAACACAAGGGGUGGUUGACCCCCAAACCGCUCUGAUUGUGCCUUACUCGGACCUUGUAAGAAAGGGUAAAAUAGACGUUGAGACGGGCAAGCGAUUUUUGGAAGUGAAACCAUUCAGCGGAAUUGAGAACACGCAAACAAGAAGCCGCAUGACUUUUCCUGAAGCUUUGGCUGCUAAACAAGUUGACCCAAUUCCUGCUCUGAGACUGCUCCAAAGCCAGGCAGACAGCGGUGGCAUUGUUGAUAUCACCACUGGAGAAAGGCUUCCUCUACCAGAAGCUACUGAAAAUGGUUUAGUCUCGGAGGAUAUGGUCUUAGAAAUUGCCACCGACCAGAUGAUGAAAGGCGGCCUCGUUAAUCCAGUAACUGGGCAACGAGUGUUAAAUCUCAGCGACGCGGUUGCUUUACGGCUGAUUUCCGGUCACGUGGCUUCAGAAAUCCAGAAAAAAUGGUCUCCUUUGGAGAUACAAAUUGAUGAAGAUAGUUCACCUACUACCACUUCGUCACAAAGCGCAAAGAGCCCAGUUAGCCCUGAGGUGCCUUUACGGGAUGAUGGAGAGGCUUUGACCUCUGCAGAACCUAUUGAUGUCAUGACUGAAGUAGACAAGUCACUGGAGCCGGACAAGUCCAUUGACCUUUUGAGGAACUUUGCUGCAAAUGUUGAAAAGAGAAUCCAGCAAGCCAUAGAGGAGGCCAUACCGCAGAUCGGUACAGCAGAGAAGAUUCCGAAGCCAAAGACUGGAGAUAAAUUACAAAUCAACGCAGUUGAACAAAAAGGACGCAUACCUGAAUGUUUGUUUUCAGAAUCGGUUCAAGCACACGACGCAGAUUUUGACAACGGUGUUAAGGACGAAGACAAGGACAAGUCAGAUGGGAUACCUGAGAAGUUGCAGUUUAAAUCUAGUGAUGAGAAAAGUAUGUCAGUCCAAUACUUUCAUGGUUCGCUGACUGACUCCAGAACAGCUGACAAGGAGGAAGAACGCACGAAUCCAAGUUACGAAAAAAGCAGGUUGGGGGGGGAUGCUGUAGUGAGGAACGAGGGGGAAAGAGAGAAGAUUUUGAACUUUGAAACGGAGGGUCCUGCCAUGGAGCAGCAGGAACUGGUGUUGGACGAGUCCAUACUGCAGAUCGGUAGUGCAGGGAAGAUUUACAAACCAACAGCUGCAGAUAAACUGCAGAUAAGUCAACAGAGCACUGAUGGACAAGAAGAAAGUAUACCUGAAGGUUUGGUUACAGAAUCGAUUCAAACGUGUGACUCCGAUAUCCACAAAGGUGUUAAGGAAGAGGAGAGAGGUAAGCCUGAGAUGUUACAGUGCAGUUCCAGCGAUGAGAGCAGUACUUGGCCCCAAGACGGUGAUGGUCUGUUGACUGACUGUGGAACAGCGAAGCACACGGGUGGCAAAGACGAAGAGCAAGUAAAACAAAGUGACAAGGAACGUAGGAUGGGGGAUGUCGUAGAGAGGAACGACGGUGAGAGACAGAAUACUUUGAGCAUUGAAACCGAAGCGAGGAAGGUUCCUAAAUCAUUGGCUGCAGAUCAAUCGCAAAGAAGUCAACAGCACAGAGCUGUACAAAAAGAAAGCAUUCCGCAAAGUCUGGUUGUACAGUCAAUUCGGGAUGGUGACGAAGUUGUUAAGGAAAAGGACAGACAAAAGUCAGAUGGGAAACCUGACAAUUUGCUCUCUAGAUCCAAUGAUGAGACCGGUACAUCGGUCCAAGACGAAGAUCGUCCACUGUUCCAUUCCAGAACUGAACGCAUCGGCGACAAAGAAAAAGAACAUGUGAAACCAAGUGAAACCAAGGAACAUAGAAUGGGGACUAUUGUAGAAGGGAACAAUGCCGAAAGGGAGAAUAUUUGGAGCUUUGAAACUGAGGCUCCUUCUGCCAUAGGCCAGGAAGAGCCACUGUUGGAGGGGUCUUUGGCCAAAGAAAGCAAAACCAAGAAAAAGAAGAGGAGUAAAAAGAAGGCAAAAAUGACCGAGGAUAAAUGUAAAACACAGCAAACGGAAACAAAGCCGCCACCUGAGAUUUAUCAGCCAGAGAAAGCAUUGCCAACUCAUGGCAAGACGGUCGGACUGUAUCAAGUAGACAACACUGAAGGAGAAGCUGAACCACAUGCCGUAAAACAGCAUCCCCGAGAUGAAGAACUUGGCCGUGUGAAAGCUGCAGCCCCCUUACUUGAGAACACUGACAAGAGAAACGGAGUUGAAGACCCUCAGUCGAUCCUGUCUCAACGAGAACAAUCCGCCAGCAGUCAGGAGGUGGGUGGAAACAGCGAGCAGCAGUCUCCUCUAAUGUCGAGUCCGCCGGACGAGCAGAAGGCCUCCGUGAAGCUAAAAGCCGGAGAGAGCGACCUCAAGAAGGCGUUUGAGGCCAGGGUUAGCGACAAGAAGGCUGUUGAGGAGGUCCAGGAGACAGAGACCACGGAAACUCUCGAGAGUGGUGACAACACGAGACCGAGGAGUGUGGAGGAGGACAAACAAGAACUGGCAGGCAGCAAAGUCAAUGCGGAUGUUUCUUUAAAUGAGGCCUUCGAGAAGGAUCGGCUUCCAGGUGUCAAGCCUGCGGAAAGUCAACAAAGUAAGAAGAAGUGUAAGCGUUUGAAAGCUCAGCCUGCCAAUGACAAUUUACAGACUGAUCAGGAAGAGGAUUCUAAGUUCACAACGGAAAUCGAUUCAAAUAGCUCACGUGCGAGUCCGUCAACCGGUGACGACAACGAGAUAAUGCAAACCUGUACAAUAAGUUCAAGUCCACCAAAGAAACGCACUUCUUACCCCGAGGAAUCAAUACGUUACGCUCCUGAAGAAAAGCCUUCAGGCAAGGCAAACGCCGGUGAUUCUCAUGAAGAAGUCGUAUGCCAACCGCGUGAGCAUAUUCAGUCUGAGCCAGAAGAAGACGAGAAUGAGCACGGACCAGCUGAAGCUGCAACUAGCAAAGGGCUUGAAGUUGAGUCUCCACAAACGGCACCUCUCCUCUCGGACGAGGCUUCCCCUGACUCCGGAUCAGCUGGACUUCCUACGGCACUUCCAGCUUUCGACAGUCGAGGAGCAGAAGAUGACGACGGAGAUGUCAUUUCAAGCCGAGAUGAAGUGGCCUCCGCUUCGGGCAAGUCAUCCCGAGUGCGUCAGGAUUGCCUGGAGCACGACCGGAGGAUCAUGGCAUUGGUGUCCGCGGUCAGACGCGUGGAGGUCGGACUCGAGCAGCAGCGGCGGCGGCGGCAAUCGGUCGGACGCGGCCUCGUCGCCUUGGAUGACAUCAUCGGGCAUACACAGGUUCUGGACGUGGAGCUUCGAGACCUGGAGCCCGAGAUCGCCGCAGAAGCGAAGGCUGCCCAGAAGCUCUUGACGCCGCACCCCAGAGAUGUUCCUCCUGAGCUCCUCGCGGCUCUGGAGAAGGACCGGCAGAGCUUGACACGGGCGUACCAGGCGGCCAGAAGACUUUCUGAGGACAUCCUGCGAAGCCUGCGAGACCACAGGGAUUCAUACAAGGAGGCGGUAGAAGCCGAGCUGAAGUCACUCGCAGGACGAGUGGAGGUUCUGCUGUCCUGGUUGAGAGACACAGAGGCGCUUGUGAAUGACGAAAGUGAAAAUAGGGAGGCGGACGAUCAGUUGCGUCUCUCCGAGGAGCUUCAGUCCAGCCUGACGUCGCGUUCCGGCGACGUGGCCCGAGCGGCCUCGGACGUCCAGGUUUUCGUCUCGGAGCGGGCGGGCGACCUGGCGCCGCAGCAGAGCGAGCGCCUCCUGGGGCAGCUGCGGCAGCUGCGGGGGGCCUUCCGCGGCGCGGCGGGGCGAGCUCGCGCCCGGGCCCGGGCCGCCGCCCCGCGGGUGCGUGACGACGAUCGGCGCCGUCGAGUCGACGUCGAGGAGAAGCUGAAGGAGAGAGAGGUGAUCCAGCAGCAGAAAACGGAAUGUUCUCGCCAGUUGGAAGGUCUCAGCUCCUGGUUGGCGGGACCCGCCGCCGUUCUGGCCAAUCAGAGAUCAGAAUCGGCAGCGGACUCGGACGAUGUGAACGUCCUGCGAGAAAAGCAGAAGAAGUUAAAGGAAGUGCAGAAGGACCUCCGGGCCAGAGCGGAGGACACGGCCGAGGCCGUCCGCUCGGCGGAGGACUUGCUGGCCCGGCGAGGAGAAAGCUUGAGCGCGGAGGAGCGAGAGGGCCUGCGGGUGGCGCUAGCGCGGCUGAAGGAGCGCUACGCGGCCCUGACGGAGGCGGCCGGCGCGUCCGUGUCGGAGGUGGACGCCGCCAUCGACGCCACGCUGCGGCACAACAUGCAGAGGGCUAAAGCCUUUGAGGAUCUUCAGCAGACCCAAGACCAGAUGGACUCCCUGCUGAAGGACUUGACCGCCGCUCACCAAUCGGCAGCUGAAGAUGUCACCGACCUGUCGUCCACGCAGCCCGCCGCCGCCGUCACGUCCCACACGGGGGCGCUGCAGACUGAACUCCGGCGACUGCAGGCUCAGCAGGCCCAGCUUCUCCAAAUCGGCCAAUCGGCGCGCACGCUGCUGGACCGGCCCGACUCCACGGUUCCUCCCGAGGAGAAGCGACGUCUGCGGGCCGCGCUGGACCAGCUGCAGGCUGAGCACCAGCAGAAGCUGCACAGUUGCCAGGAGCGACUGAGGAAGUCGGAGGCGCUGAAGGAUGAGCUGUCCAAGUUUCUCCAGGAGCACGGCGCUCUGGGCGCCUGGCUGGAGCAGAGCGAGCUGGAGCUCAGAUGUUUGGGGGAAGGAGAAACGGACGCUCAGGAACUGAAGAGCAGACUGGACCGACACACAAAGCUGGCCGAGGACGUCAUCUGCCACAAGGCCGACCUGCGCUUCGUCUCCAUCUCGGGUCAGAAGGUUCUGGACUCCUGCGCGGGGGCCCUGGAGCCGCGGUGGGUCGCCGCCACCGAGCGGCUGGUGACCGACAAGCUGCACGACGCCAACCACAGAUAUACCUCGCUUCAUGCCAAGUCGUCAGAUUUGGGCGGGCGCCUGUCGGGCCUGCUGGAGCGCUACCGGCGCUACCGGGACGAGGUGGUCUCGCUCCACUCGUGGCUCAGCGCCCAGGAGCAGAACCAAAGCGUCGCCAAGCCCGGCGGAGACACCGACGCCCGGAACCCGCAGGACACCCUGCGGCGAGUCCAGCUGCUGCAGGACGAGCUGGCCGAGCGCUCGGUGCAGUUGGAGAAGGUGAAGCGAGCCGGAAGAGUUCUGGUCAGCGCGGACGAGUCUCCCUCCCUGAAGGCCGUGGACGUCCUGUGUGCCGCAGACGGUUUAGAGAAGAGGUUCUCGUCGCUGUCGGCGUCCGUGUCGGAGCGGGCCGAGCGGCUUCAGACGGCCGUGGCCCAGUCGGUGAGCGCGCAGGAGGGCUUGAAGGCGCUGCUGACCUGGCUCGACACGCUGGACCCGGACCCCGCGCCCGUGCAGCCCACGGUGCGGGCGCUCCAAGACGCCCUCACCCGCAACCAGAAACUUCGACAGGAGCUCCUUUCCCGCCAGGGCAGCGUGGAGGCCACGCGAGACUCCGUCUCCAAGCUGCUCCAGAGCCCCGAGGCCUCCACCGCUUCGGGCCUGCAGGGGGCGCUGGACGAACUGACGCGGAGGUUCGCCGCCGCCCAGGUCAGCCAAGCCGGGCGGGAGGUCGAGCUGAAGGCGCUGCUGCCCGGGCUGGAGAGCUUCGAGCGGCUGGCGGCCGACCUGCGGGUUUUCGUCAGCGGUCGCGCCAAGGCCCUGAGCCCGGCCGGGCAGCCCGACCGCAGCGUGGACGACUACAGGCAGGCUGUGGAGGAAGUGAAGUCGGCGCUGCAACAGGAAGCGCCUCAGCUCAAGUCCUUCUGCGGCCUGGCGGAAGAAGUCUGCACGUCCCGAGUUUUGGGUGACACGCAAAACCUCCGGCACCACGUCAAGGCCGUGUCGGAUGACUUCCGGCGGCUCGAAGACGACGUCGACCAAAGACUGGAGGCCAUUUUGGCCUGCGAGCAGCAGCUGCUCCACUUCCGUGGGCUCUCCGGCGCCCUCCUCAGGUGGCUGCAGGCGGCGCAGGAGCAGCUGCCCGCCAAGGAGCUCGCCCUGGACACGGAGGCGCUGCAGAGGCGAGUGCAGCAGCUCCAGGAUCUGUUGGAGGAGUGGGAGUCGCAGGCGUCCAGGGUGCAGGAGUUGAACAAGAGCGGCUCUGAGCUGGAGGCGCAAGUCAUUGACAUCACGGCGCCGCAGAGCAAACCCGGCGCUCCCCAAAUGAACGGCUCCGCGGGUCCCGGCAGCGUCAACGGCAUUCAUACUUGUAAAGACCUGACGGAGAUCCAGGUGGCCGUGUCGGACGUCAGCGCGCGGCACGAGGCCCUGGGCGCCGACCUGACGGAGCGCCUGUGCCGCCGGCGGGCCUCGCUGGAGCAGAGGCGGCGAGCCGGGCGCGGUGCCGACGAGCUGCGGCGCUGGCUGAAGGACAAAGAGGAGACCCUCGCGCUGGAGCACGCCGCCUCGCCGUCCAAGCCGGAGGUGGUGCGUGCGCAGGCCCAGGAGAACAAGGCGCUGCUGUCGGAGUUGGCCGAGCGCUCGGCCCAGGUGGAGGAGCUGAAGGGAACCCUGAAGAAGCUCAUCGCCGACAACCCCGAUUCCCCCGAGGCCGACGCCUGGAGGCGACAGCUGCGGGAGAUCGACGCCCGCUGGCUCUCGGCCAAUCAGACGGCGUCGCGGCGCCAGGCGGAGUUGGAGGCGCGCGCCGACCGCCUGGGCAGCUUCGCGGCGGCGGCCGCUCAGCUGGGCCCGUGGCUGCGCGAGAAGGAGCUGAUGAUGAGCGUGCUGGGACCGCUCGGCAUCGACCCCAACAUGCUCAACACGCAGCAGCAGCAAGUUCAAUUCAUGCUGCGAGAGUUCGAGACCCGUCGCCAGCAGUUCGACCAGCUCACCCAGUCUGCCGCGGGCAUCCUCUCGCAGACGCGGGAUCCCAAGGAGCUGGAGGAGGUCCGUACCGAGCUGGACUCUGUCUCCCGGCAGUGGCGCGAGCUGACGGGCGAGCUGGACCGGCGCUCGGAGCUCAUCGGCCGGGCGCGGGGCACCAGCGAGCUUUACCGGGCGCUGUUGCACGAGCUCUCGGCGAGCGCGGCGGCGCUCGGCGAGCGCCUGGACGGCCGGGCCGAGCUCAGCGCCUGUCCCGAGGCGCUGAGGCGGCGCCUGCGGGAAACGGGCGAGAUCCGCUCGGAGCUGGAGAGGCGCCGCGGCGAGCUGGCCCGGGCCGAGCGGCUGUGCGAGGAGCUGAGCGCCAUUGUGGCCGAGCCUUACCUGAAGGACGAGCUGAAGAAGCGGCUGGCGAGCGUCAGCGCGCCGCUCAAAAGCCUGGAGGACCGCGCGGCGGACGGCCUGUCUCAGCUGCAGGCUGCGCUGUCCUCCACGCAGCAGUUCCAGCAGAUGUUCCAGGACGUGCGCUCGUGGCUGGACCGGCAGGCGGAGCUCAGGGACCCGUUGCCGGACGCGCUGCCCUGUCGUCCCGAGGCCGUCCGCUCCCUGCUGUCCGCCGCCGCCGACCUCCGGCGCGCCGUCGCCGCCCAGCGCGGCUCCUACGAGCUGAUCCGGGCCGAGGGCGCGUCGCUGCUCGCCGCCCUUCCCGCCGGCGGGGAGGAGCGCGCCGCCCUGCAGUCCCGCCUUGCCAGCUUGCGGCAGGACUGGGAGGACGUCAACGGGAGACUCUCAGAGCGGGAAGACCGACUGAAAAGCACCCUGAGCGAGGCGGAAAGCUACCAGCGGCACAAGGCCGAGUUUGCCGCCUGGCUGGACGAACGCGAGGAGAAAGACGCGGAGAUCCGGCCGUCGCUGGACUCGACGGGUCUGGAUGAGGCCCUGCGCAAGGCCAGGGGGCUCGCCCUGGACCCGGAGAGGCGACAGCCCCUGCUGGAAGCCUUCAACGCGGCCGCCGACCGGCUCCUGGAGCAGUGCUGCGUGGGAGACGACGAGGUUCGAGACGAGAAGGCGCAGCUGAACCGGCGUCUGGACGCGCUGGCCGAGCGUCUCCUCGCUCGCACGUCGCAGCUGGAGGAGCUCUCGGGCCGCCUCAAGGAGUUCGAGGAAGGUCGGCAGGCGGCGGAGAGACGCCUGGAGGCCGCCGAGCACCAGAUCGAAGUCCAGGAGGCUUUAGGACCUCAGGGCUGCAGCGCCAAGAGCCUGGAGAGGCUGAGGAGCCAGCAGGAGACCCUGGCGUCCCUGCAGCCCCAGGUGCGCUACCUGCGGGACCUGGCUCAGGGGCUGGCGCAGGACGCCCCCCUCGGGCCGGGCAGCGGCGCUCAGAGGCUGCGGGACCGGGCCAAACACACCCAGAGCCAGUUUGACCGCGUCAGCGCCGAGCUGGAGCGGUGUUGCUCCACGCUGGAGUCGCGUCUGCACGGCGUGGGCGAGGUGCAGUCGCACGUGCGCGACGUCUUCUCGCGCCUGGCCGACCUGGACGACGAGCUGGACUCGCUGGACCCCGUCGGGCGCGACGCCGACUCGCUGGCCUCGCAGGCGGACGCGCUGGGCGGCUUCCUGUCGCGUCUGGCCGCCCUCCGCGCCGAGCUGGAGGCGCACGCCGGCGAGUGCGCGGCCAUGCUGCGGCUCGAAGGCUCCUCGCCCGACCUGCUGGCUCUCAGGCGCGAGACGGAGGCGCUCGGGCGCCAGGCCGGGAAGCUGAACGAGCGCGGCCAGGCGCGUCUGGCGCGGAUCCGGGACGCCUCCGAGCGGGUGGACGACUUCUACCGGCUGGCGGGCGAGCUGCGAGGCCUGCUGGGAGCCGCCGAGGAAGGUCUGGACGCGCAGGGCGUUGUGGGCUCCGAGGUGGACGUCAUUGAGCGGCAGCUGAAGGACUUCAAGGCUCUGGAGCGAGAGCAAGUGGACGGCGUUCAGGCCAAGCUGCAGCACAUCAACGCGGUGGGCCAGGGUCUGAUCCAAAGCGCCGCCAAGAACACGGACACGCGGGCCCUGGAGCACGACCUGGACCAAACCAACCAGACAUGGAACUCGCUCAACAAGAGGGUGGCGGAGAGGAUUGCUCGGCUGCAGGAGGCCCUGUUGCAUUGCGGGAAAUUCCAGGACGCCCUGGAGCCGCUGCUCAGCUGGCUGAGCGACACGGAGGAGCUGGUGGCCAAUCAGAAGCCGCCGUCGGCCGAGUACCGCGUGGUCAAAGCCCAGAUCCAAGAGCAGAAGCUGCUCCAGAGGCUGCUGGACGACCGGCGGCCCACCGUGGAGAUGAUCCGCGCCGAGGGCGAGCGCAUCGCCGGCGACGCCGACGCUCAGGACCGAGAGAAGAUCCGCAACCAGCUGCGCGCUCUGGCCCAGAGGUGGAGCGACCUCCUGGGCGAGGCCGGAUCCAGGCAGAGGCAGCUGGAGGAGCUGCAGGUGCUGGCGCUGCACUUCCACGAGGCUCUGGAGCCGCUGGGCGAGUGGCUGAGCGCCACCGAGAGGCGCCUGAGCUCCGCCGAGCCCACGGGAACCCAGACGGCCAAGAUCGGCCAGCAGAUCGUCAGGCACAAGGCCUUCCGAGACGACGUGCGCGCCCGCGAGUCCGACGUGGCCCGCCUGCGUUCCCUCAGCCAAUCGCUGGCCCCGCUCAGCUGCGCGUCGGACCGCGAUUGGCUGGGCGAGCGCGUGGAGGCGGUGCGCUCCGGCCACGCCCAGCUUUCCGAGCGGUGCGCGCGGCGGGAGGCGCUGCUGGAGCAGGCGCUGGCCAACGCGCGGCUCUUCGGCGAGGACGAGGUGGAGGUGCUCAACUGGCUGGCCGAGGUGGGCCAGAGGCUGGCGCAGGUGUCGGUGCGGAGCUACCGGCCCGACGUUCUGGCCGAGCAGCACGAGCGCACGCUGUCCCUCAACGAAGAGAUUGUGAGCAGGAAGACGACGGUGGACCAGGCCAUCAAGAACGGACAAGCGCUACUCAAGCAGACCACAGGUGAGGAGGUUCUGCUGAUCCAGGAAAAGCUUGACAGCAUAAAGUCUCGCUACGCCGAGAUGACGACGGGCAGCGGCAAAGCUCUGCGCACCCUGGAGCAGGCCCUGCAGCUGGCCACGCGAUUCGCCAGCGCCCACCACGACCUCAACGAAUGGCUGGACGCCGUGGAAGCCGAGCUCAACGACGCGGAGCCCGACGCGGAGCCCGCCUACCGGGAGCGACAGAAGGAGCUGAAGAACGCGUCGGCCGAGAAGCGGCUGGUGUUGGACACCCUCAACGAGGUGGGCGGCGCCCUGCUGGAUCUGGUGCCCUGGCGAGCGCGCGAGGGCCUGGACCGGCUGACGGCCGACGCCAACCAGCGCUACCGCCAGGCCGACGACACCGUCACGCAGAGGUUGCGGCUGGUGCAGGCCGCCAUCCAGAGGUCGCAGCAGUACGAGGAGGCGGUGGAUGCGGAGCUGGCCUGGGCGGGCGAGACGGAGCGCAAGCUGGCGUCGCUGGGCCCGCUGAGCCUGGAGCCCGACGUGACCGUGGCCCAGCUGCGGGUCCAGAAGGCCUUCAACAUCGACAUCAUCCGCCACAAGGACGCCGUGGACCAGCUGCUGGCCACCAGGGACAACAUCCUGGAGACGUGCGGCCACGCCCAGAAGGACGCGCUGACGGCGAAGACGGACUCCCUGAGCGCCCGCUACGACGCCGUCAACCGGAGCCACGGCGAGCGCUUCGCGGCCCUGGAGCGGGCUCAGGCGCUGGCGGCCCGGUUCUGGGAGACCCACGAGGAACUGGAGCCGUGGCUGGGCGAGACCGAGACCCUCGUCGGGCGGCUGCCGCCGCCCGCCGUCGACACGGACGCCCUGCGCCUGCAGCAGGACCAGAUGAGGCUGCUGAGAGAGUCCAUCGCGGAGCACAAGCCGCACAUCGACAAGCUCCUUAAAAUCGGACCGGCGCUGGCCGAGCUGAGCGCGACGGAGGGCCCGCGGGUGACGCGGUGCCACGCCGAGGCCGAGCGCCGCUACCUGGCCGUCAAGGAGGAGGUGAAAGGUCGCGCGGCGCUGCUGGACGAGGCCGUGUCGCAGUCCGCUCAGUUCCACGACAAGAUGGACCCCCUGCUGGAGACGCUGGAGGCGGCCGCGCAGCGCCUGCGUCAGCCUCCGCCGGCGGCGGCCGAGGUGGACAAGAUCCGCGAGCAGCUGGCCGAGCACCGGACGCAGGGCCUGGACCUGGACAAACUGCUGCCCAGCUUCUCUGCCCUCUGCGCCCGAGGAGAGGAACUCAUCGGCCGGGCGGCCCGCGACGACCCGGCUGCCCGCGCCGUCCACUCCCGCUUGCUACGUCUGCGCUCGCUGUGGGACGAGAUCCGCCAGCGGGCCGAGGAGCGCGAGAGCAAACUCAACGACGUGCUGGACCUGGCCGGCAAGUUCUGGGCGGACGUGGCGGCGCUGCUGAGCACGCUGCGCGACUCGCAGGACAUCGUCAAGGAGCUGGAGGACCCCGGCGUGGACCCCUCGCUCAUCAAGCAGCAGAUCGAGGCCGCCGAGGCCAUCAAGGCGGAGACAGACGGUCUGAGGGAGGAGCUGGAGUUUGUCAGGACCCUCGGGGCAGACCUCAUCUUCGCCUGCGGAGAAACCGAGAAACCCGAAGUCAAGAAGACCAUCGACGAGAUGAACGGUGCCUGGGAAGGCCUGAACCGGACGUGGAGGGAGCGCAUGGAGAGGCUGGACGAGGCCAUGAGCGCCUCCGUGCAGUACCAGGACGCGCUGCAGUCCAUGUUCGACUACCUGGACAACGCGGUCAUCAAGCUGUGCGAAAUGCUGACGGUGGGCACCGACCUGGGCACGGUCAAACAGCAGAUUGAAGAGCUCAAGCAGUACAAAGUGGACGUGUACCAGCAGCAGAUCGACAUGGAGAAGCUCUGCCACCAGGGGGAGCUGCUGCUGAAGAAGGUGUCGGACCAGACGGACCGGGACAUGAUCCAGGAGCCGCUGACCGAACUGCGCCACCUGUGGGACAACCUGGGCGACAAGAUCACGCAGAGACAGCACAAGCUGGAGGCGGCGCUGCUGGCCCUGGGUCAGUUCCAGCACGCCCUGUCUGAGCUGCAGGCCUGGCUGAGCCACACGUACGCCACCCUGGACACGCAGCGGCCCAUCAGCUCCGACCCCAAGGCCAUCGAGAUUGAGCUGGCCAAGCACCACGUUUUGCGCAACGACGUGCUGUCCCAUCACGCCACGGUGGAGGCGGUCAACGCGGCGGCCGCCGAGCUCCUGGAGUCGUCCCCCGGAGACGAGGCCGGCCACCUGAGGGAGCAGCUGGACCGGCUCAACCGCAGCUGGCAGAACCUUCUGCUGAAGACGCAGGAGAGGCAGAAGCUGCUCGAAGCCGCCUUGCAGCAGGCGGAGGGCUUCCACGGCGAGCUGGAGGAGUUCCUCCAGUGGAUGAGGCGCACGGAGAGCCAGCUGUCCGCAGCCAAACCCACCGGGGGCCUCCCCGAGACCGCCAAGGAGCAGCUGGAGCAGCACAUGGAGCUCCAAGCCCAGCUGAGCCAGCGGGCCGAUCAGUACCACCGGCUGCUGGACGCCGGAGAGUCCUUGCUUCUGGCUCGCGGCGGAGAGGACGCGGGACCGGGAACCACGCAGACCCAGCAGACCCUGGCCGUGCUGCAGAACAAGUGGGCCGGCCUUAACGCCAAGAUGGACGAUCGGCGGGCCAAACUGGACGAGGCGCUCGCCCUGGCGAGCGGGUUCCAGACUUGCCUGCAGGACACCAUCAACUGGCUGACCCAGGCCGAGCAGACCCUCAACACGGCGCAGCCCCCCAGCCUCCUCCUGGACACGGUCCUCUUCCAGAUCGACGAGCACAAGGUUUUCGUCAACGAGGUGAACACGCACCGCGAGCAGGUUCUGGCCCUGGAGAAGUCCGGCUCCCAGCUGCGCUUCGCCAGCCUGAAGCAGGACGUGGUCCUCAUCAAGAACCUGCUGCUGAGCGUCCAGGCCCGCUGGGACAAGCUGGUCCAGAGGUCUCUGGACCGCGGCCGGCACCUGGACGAGGCUCGCAAGCGGGCCAAGCAGUUCCAUGAGGCCUGGAGGAAGCUGAGCGACUGGCUGGAGGAGGCCGAGAACCGACUGGACUCGGAGCUGGAGAUCCCCAACGAGCCGGACAAGAUCAAAGUCCAGCUGAGCAAACACAAGGAGUUCCAGAAGGCGCUGGGCUCCAAGCAGCCGGUCUACGACACCACGGUGAGGUCGGGCCGGGCCAUGCGCGACAAAGCUCAGCUGCCGGCCGACGCCCAGAAGCUGGACCACCUGGUGGGCGAAGUCCGCGACAAGUGGGACACCGUCUGCGGGAAGAGCGUGGAGAGGCAACACAAGCUGGAGGAGGCCCUGCUCUUCUCGGGUCAGUUCGCCGAGGCCCUCCAGGCCCUGGUGGACUGGCUGUACCGUGUGGAGCCGCAGCUGGCUGAAGAUUUGCCCGUGCACGGCGACCUGGACCUGGUCUCCAACCUCAUGGACUCCCAUAAGGCCUUCCAGAAGGAGAUGGGCAAGAGGACGGGCAGCGUUCAGGCCCUGAAGCGCUCGGCCCGAGACCUGAUGGAGACGGGUCGCGACGACACGGCGUGGGUCAGAGUUCAGCUGCAGGAGCUGAGCAACCGCUGGGAGACGGUGUGCGCGCUGUCCGUCACCAAGCAGACGCGACUGCAGCAGGCGCUCGAGCGGGCAGAAGAGUUCCGCACGGCGGUGCAGAUGCUGCUGGAGUGGCUGUCGGAGGCCGAGCAGAGCCUUCGCUUCCGCGGCGUCCUUCCCGAGGAGGCGGAGACCCUGCAGGCGCUGCUGCACACCCACCGCCAAUUCAUGGGCACCGUGGAAGAGAAGAGGGCCGAGGUCAACCGGGCGGCGGGCAUGGGCGAGGCCAUCCUCGCCCUGUGUCACCCCGACUCCAUCACCACCAUCAAGCACUGGAUCACCAUCAUCCGGGCGCGCUUCGAGGAGGUGUUGACGUGGGCCAAACAGCACGAGCAGCGUCUGGAGGCGGCGCUGACCGAGGUUCUGAACAACGCCAACCUGCUGGAGGAGCUGCUGUCGUGGCUCCGGUGGGCCGAGACCACCCUGGUGCAGAGAGACACUGAGCCCCUCCCUCAGGACAUCCCCCAAGUCAAGGGACUCAUCACGGAACACCAGAUGUUCAUGGAGGAGAUGACGAGGAAGCAGCCGGACGUGGACAAAGUCACCAAAAGUUACAAAAGGAAACCCGCGGAGGCGCCCAGCAGCCUGGCAGAGAGGAGAGGAGGCCGACGACACCAGCAGCAACAGCCGCAGCUUCAUCAUCAUCAUCAGCAGCAGCAGGCCUCGGUGCAGGUGCCAGAGACAAACCCGCGACUCAACCAACUGUGUGCCCGCUGGCAGCAAGUUUGGCUUCUGGCACUGGACCGCCAGCGAAAACUCAACGACGCUCUGGACAGGCUGGAGGAGCUGAAAGAGUUCGCCAACUUCGACUUUGACGUGUGGCGUAAGAAGUACAUGCGCUGGAUGAACCACAAGAAGUCGCGCGUCAUGGACUUCUUCCGGCGCAUCGACAAGGAUCAGGACGGGAAAAUCACGCGGCAGGAGUUCAUCGACGGCAUCCUGGCGUCCAAGUUCCCCACCAGCAAGCUGGAGAUGACGGCGGUGGCGGACAUCUUCGACCGAGACGGCGACGGCUACAUCGACUACUACGAGUUUGUGGCCGCCCUGCACCCCAACAAGGACGCCUACAGACCCACCACGGACGCCGACAAGAUCGAGGACGAGGUGACUCGGCAGGUGGCGCAGUGCAAGUGUGCCAAAAGGUUCCAGGUGGAGCAGAUAGGGGAGAACAAAUACCGGUUCUUCCUCGGAAACCAGUUCGGCGACUCGCAGCAGCUGCGUCUGGUGCGCAUCUUGCGCAGCACUGUCAUGGUGCGGGUGGGCGGCGGCUGGAUGGCUCUGGACGAGUUCCUGGUCAAGAACGAUCCGUGUCGAGUUCAACAUCCCGGACUUAAGAUCCUUCGCUCCGACUCCAGUAGCUCCAUCUCAUCCCGUAUAGCUCGCGGGCGCACCAACCUGGAGCUCCGCGAGAGGUUCAUCCUCCCCGAGGGGACGCCGCAGGGCGUGUGCGCCUUCCGCUCGCGAGGCCGCCGCUCCAAGCCGGGCUCCCGCAACGCCUCGCCCACCCGCUCCUCGUCCUCGGCCUCGCACAGCGGCGCCUCGGCGCCCGCCACGCCCACCGCGUCGGCGUCGUCCAGGUCGUCGCACACUCACUCUCGUGACUACGCCAAGCCGUGGUUGGCACACAGUAAAAGCGCGCCGGCGAACAAGUGUCCGUGCUGCCCGGACGUCGGCGGCGGCGGCGGCGACGACGAGGGGGCGUCGUCAGGCUCCAAGCUGAAGCGUCCGACCUUCCACUCCAGCCGCGGCUCGCUGACGGGAGAGAACGGCGGGUCGACGCACGCCGGCAAACGGAGCGAUCCGAAGCGAGCGGGGUCGUCGGCCGGCGCCGCCGCCGCCGGCCGCGCGGGCAGCCGUGCCGGCAGCCGAGCCGGCAGUCGGCGGGGAAGCGACGCGUCCGACGCCUCGGAGCUGCAGGACGCGCGCUCCGUCUGCUCCGACGCCUCCGACACGCCGCGGAGGCCCGGCGGCGCCAAGCCCUCCAAGAUCCCCACCAUCACCAAGAAGUCACCCAGUCCCAAAACACCCGCGCCCAGCAAAAAAUAAGACAAGGAAGCAAAAAUGUCCUCCAUUUUGGAUGCCGUGGUGGUAUCCAUCUUAUGCCAAGAAAAGUGACCCCAAAAAUCCUAGGAAAAAAAUGUGGGCUUGCAGCAGCACGUGUGGAACUCUCAAGGGGAGGGAGCGCACUUGUGGUUUGCAAAAAAAAAUAAAA
Messenger RNA from Phyllopteryx taeniolatus (common seadragon), 22553 nucleotides. Its product is annotated as microtubule-actin cross-linking factor 1-like. Gene Ontology annotation, cellular component: cytoplasm; intermediate filament; actin cytoskeleton. Gene Ontology annotation, molecular function: calcium ion binding; microtubule binding; structural molecule activity. NCBI's taxonomy places the organism in Eukaryota, Metazoa, Chordata, Actinopteri, Syngnathiformes, Syngnathidae. The record is from RefSeq and is a predicted model, not a curated record. Gene Ontology annotation, biological process: intermediate filament cytoskeleton organization; wound healing; regulation of focal adhesion assembly.